Messenger RNA from Olea europaea var. sylvestris, 1341 nucleotides. Its product is annotated as probable serine/threonine-protein kinase PBL7. Gene Ontology annotation, molecular function: protein kinase activity; ATP binding. Gene Ontology annotation, biological process: protein phosphorylation. Bases 490 to 1248 code for a protein of 252 amino acids. The transcript is spliced from 4 exons. The record is from RefSeq and is a predicted model, not a curated record. NCBI's taxonomy places the organism in Eukaryota, Viridiplantae, Streptophyta, Magnoliopsida, Lamiales, Oleaceae.
CAACAGCAACAGCAACAUUCAUGAAGACAGUAGGCUUUCAGCGGCUGAUCCAAAUCGUGGUGGAGAAGUAAGCGUCGGAGGCAGGGACCAUCAGGGUGUUCCUCCAAGCGAGAAUACGACAAUGAGGAAUUCUGCAGUAGCGAGAGAUGUCGAUAACAAUAGCCAAAUGAUCAACAUGGCACGGACCUUCACAUUUGAAGAACUUGCAAUGGCGACCCAAAAUUUUAGAGAAUCUAAUUUAAUCGGGGAAGGAGGUUUUGGAAGUGUUUACAAGGGCUGCCUAGACUCUGACAUGGCAAGUUCUGUUUUACUAUGCAUUCAAAAUGAUGAAAAUUCCAUGUUUGUUGUUUGGAAUUUAUCUUAUCUUACACUGAUGUGAUUACUCUUCGGCUAGUGCUGAUCAUCUGAUUUUCACGAUAGGUUGUUGCUGUCAAACAACUUAAUCUCGAAGGCCUUCAGGGAAAUCAAGAAUUUGUCGUGGAGGUAUUUAUGUUAAGCUUGCUGCACCAUCCCAACCUCGUUAACUUGAUUGGUUAUUGUGCACAUGAAGAUCAGAGAUUUUUGGUGUACGAGUACAUGCCACUGGGGAGCCUGGAUUAUCAUCUUUUUGAUUUAGAGCCUGGUCAGAAACCAAUGAGUUGGAGCACGAGGCUGAAGAUUGCUUUAGAUGUAGCUCAUGGCCUUGAAUAUCUUCACUGCAAAGCAAAUCCACCAGUCAUUUAUCGUGAUCUGAAAUCUUCGAACAUACUAUUGGACAAUGACUUCAAUGCCAGGCUUUCGGAUUUUGGUAUUGCUAAACUAGGACCUGUUGGUGAGAACACUCAUAUUUCGACACGAGUGGUGGGAACUUACGGAUACUGUGCCCCUGAAUAUGCCUUGAGUGGCAGACUAACUCUAAAUUCAGACAUUUAUAGCUUUGGUGUGGUUCUGUUGGAACUGAUUACUGGACGUAGGGUUAUCGACCGCACCAGAAAGCCAGGAGAGAAGAAUCUGAUUGAGUGGCUCCUUCCUUUUCUAAAAGGCCACAAGAAGUUUGUCCAGAUGGCAGACCCGCUGUUAGAGAGGCAAUUCUCCAUCCAAAAUCUGCAUCAUGCAGUAGCAAUCACUGCAAUGUGUCUUCAGGAACAACCAAGUUUUCGCCCUGCCAUCAGUGAUAUUGUUACAGCACUUGAAUACGUAGCUUCUCAGACGGGUAGCUCUGAUCAUCGUCAAGGUGGAGCUUUAAAUUCGACAUUGCCACCACCAUAGGCCAAUUUACAUGGGUCUUGUGGGAUCAAUUGAUCCCACAAAAUUUCUGAAGUUCUAUAUAUUUUUUCCAGUUGCAGAAGUUUUAGCCUGCCA